UUUUACUAAUAUUAGGUCCGUGAUGAGUUAUGUUUCAGUUUCAGUGUCCCUACAAUGGACAGGAUACUAUUGAACCUCAUUUGUUUUGUCUUGUUGACCAGCGUAAUUUUACCUGGACUAUGCGAAAAUUGUCAAGACACCGAUAACUGCUUGGAAUUUGAAUCAUCACGGAAUAAAUGCAAAGAAUGCAAAUGGCUGUAUGCAGGGGAUUGUUGUGAAAAACAUUGUCCAGAAGGAGCAUUUGACCAGAACAACUGUUCAGAACGUUGCAAAUGUAACGGUGAUAAUUUCGAAAAAGGAUGCGAUAUUACCAGUGGGGCCUGUCGGUGUAAGCCGGGCUGGUCAUCCACAACAUGCGACAGGCGCGACAGUACCAUCACCUUAGAUACAACUAGCGACAGUACCGUUUUAUUAAACACCACAGACAUGACAAAGGAUGUUAACGGCACAGGGAUCAGCGAGGGGAGAGAGGUACCAUUGUCUUCAAUUAUCGCGUCUGUCAUAGGUGUCGCUGUGAUCAUGGCUACAUCAUCAGUCUGCGUGGUAUGCGCUGUCAGGCGAGCACACGGGAACCGGAGUUUCUUUGGUAACGGAACCGAGAGCAGUCAACGAGAUCUUAUAUCGUCCACUCAAACAGCAAAUACAAGUCGAUCAGAAUACAGCUAUAUAGAUGUUCCCGACCCCGUCAGCACCGAAUCACAUGCGCAGAACAAGACAGGGUUGAGUGACCAGCAGGUGCAUGGCGGGACCAGGCCUCGGUGGAACCGUUCAGUGCCGGGAGGAACGUUUGUCUACGACACGGUUACAGAUGAGCUAAUUUUGAUAGACAAAUUAAAGAAAAGUCAAAAAAUGAAAAGAAAACGAACAAUGCGAAUUACGGAAGACACGAGCGUUUCAAGUCAAAGACAUAGCAUUAAUGACAAGUUGAAUGAUAAAAAUAGAAAACGGAAAAGUUCCGGAGACUAUAACGGUCGUUUAGGAACAAGGCAUGGCGACCCUCAUGAAUAUGACAGUUUUAAUGAAUUGGCGAAAAGACAAAAGGCGGGGGUUAGCGACGACGCCGAUUAUAGUCAUUUGGAAACAUCGAGGUCAGGCGCCGGUGAUUUAUAUAACACGUUUGAAGACUUAGUAGAGGAUAGACCGAACGAAAGAGUUAGCCCUGUGUUUGAAUACGCACAUUUAAGUUCGGUAUUUGCGGGAAAAGCCGGCUCUUAUUCGUAUGUAGAUGUUAAACCUAAGUGGUUGUCUGACACUGGAGAUUUCGCGGGUAAUUACCACCAUAUGAAAUUACACAUGUAGCAUUGUGCUAUAUUUCAUCGCAUAUGGUGCCAUUUGGACAUCCUCAAAAUUAUGGAUUCCGCUUUAGAUACACAUAUCUUCUCUGCACUCCUGGGAUAUUCCAUUUCAAAAUCGAAGGCUCUUCACGCGAUACCUGGUGGAUGAUACAAGUCGAUUAGUCUGACGAGCUUUUUUCGAUUUUGUUAUGACAUACUCUAGAGUUGCGGUUGAGCAAAUGAAAGAAUCAAGGGCGGAAACCAAGGAUUUCGAUGAUGAUAGUCAGAUUGUUCCAAUGAUUCACACCGUAAGCUUCCUUUUUGAGAGGCUUAUUCUUGUGUACUGGUCAAACAUAGAUUUACUGAUCGUGACGUCAUUAAAAUUCUGACAUUGAAAUCAUUACGAUAGGAUUCAUUGGCCAAUGCUGCCUGUUAACUGGUUUAUUUGAAUGAAAUAGGUGACGAAUAAGUAUCAGCCAUUUAAAUGAAUAAGGAGAUACGGUUACAUGUAUAAGUAUAAAGCCGAAUGGUGUAUAUAGUUAUUUACUCGUAUUAUUCUAAACAUGACGCUGACAAAAGAGUUAUAACGGGACUUAUUCGAUUUACCUGCAAAGCUCUUCAAUUAAAGGAUAAUCGAAUCUAAUCAGAACGCAGUGCAGGAUUCCUCUCUAACUACAGGCAAACCAACAGAUAAUAGUUAUUUGUACAUACAGUAGCCCCCCCCCCCCACCCUUGAUUUCGUCCAUUAGAUAGCUACCACUGAUCAGGUAAUUCCCUACUGUUAAGCAAUAGUAGAUGAUUAAAGGUCCAGGGUUCGUAUCCUCGUAUGGCCUUGUUAUAUUGUUUUCACUCCCAUCUCUGUUGUUGAUUCUAUUGUUUUUAUCAUGCAUCUUUAUUGAUUAUUUCAUAAUUUAUUUCCGCAAGGCGUGAUGUUCUUUUCAGAAGUAACGCCGGAAAAAAUCAUUUCCAGCCUGAUUCCAUCAAAGUUUAUUAUACUCUGUCUUGAUUGUUUGACAAAAGUUGAUAAUUGAUUUUUUUUGGGAAGGGAAUGGGUCUUAAAAGUUUGUUAUUUUCUUAAAAGAUCGUAUCAAAAUAUCUUUUCGUCUUCACACUAAUGAAAGACUUAUACAUAUCCAAAACCGCAGUCACAUGUUUCUGUUGAAAAUUUAUUCGAAGUUCAUUGACUCAGGGUUGGAAGUUCCGGAUCAUCAACAUACAGAAUUAUAUAGUAUUUAUUUCGCACAUACGUAAUUUUAAUGUAUAGGUCAAUGCAUAGUUCAUAGUACUAUAUCCCACACUGUUAUACUAUAACGUUAAUAGACAUGCAGAUGAUUAUUGUUAAAUCAUAUCAGAUAUAUUUUGAAUGUAAGUAUAUGAGGGGUUUUGUUCUUCAAUUUUUAUUAUUAUAGCCAUUAAACAUUGGGAAAUGUAAACACUAACUGUUCCUUUUGUGUUUUGAUGUGUUAACGCUGUGGUUUUAAUUUUGUUUUGAUGUCUUUUCGCUUUGGUUUAUAAUUGUUUUAUCAUAUUGUUUUAUCACAUUGUUUUAUCACUGUUUUAUCACAUUGUUUUGGCUCUCGGCUUGGGUCGAGGACCCUUAGCAACACUGGAUAUCAGAACUCAGAUUGUGUAGCAAUGUUUCCGACAAAACAAAUGUGUGGAGAAUUGGAACACAAACUUUUGAAAAUUUCUUACUGGAAUCUUACCCCAUUUCACUGAUCAAAACUGCUAUAUUAAAUCUAGUUAAUUGCAGCUGAUAACCGGAGAGGGGAUUAAAUAAGGAGAGGUAAAACAGUUAACAAAACUGUAAUGUAAUUAUAAAAACACCGCCGAACACUAGCAGAUGACCCGUAUUGAUAACUCCUCUUAGAAGGAUUGGUUAUUAACUGUUUUAAGAAUAAUAACGACGUAAAUAAAUGCUUUAUCUAGUCUAGAAAGCUUAAUUGGUAAGCGAAUGCUAUGACUAUUACUUACCGACGUUAACAUCGAAAGGAACGAAAACAAUAUGCGGUCUAACGCCGGUCUCCUGGUCAUAACGUCGUUAUCAGUUUCAUAGUUUCCAUUCAGGUUACAAGUCCAGUUUCUUUUUUAUUGCACUGCACUAUAUUUUUCUAAUUUAACAAAAGUCCGUACAGAUAAAUUUGUGAUAUGGUGUUGAUCAAAGAAGUCAUGAAAUCUAUAUGUGUAAUUUUUAAUUUAUUUGAAGUUUAUUCAUGAAACACUACAAACUUGUUAGAAUAAAAAUACUGUGCAGAAUAACAACAGGAACCUACACAUUGCGCCCAGAGCUUAGUGGCAAUUGGUCUCUUGCUAUUUCUUUAUUGCUGUGUGAUGUUUUAUAGGUCUCGUUUCUAAUGACAACACCAUAUCAACAUACCUGCAUCGGUCGGUCUUAGACAAAGAGACUGAUUUGCUAAACACGUAAGACGUUAUAAUACACAUGUUUAGAAUAAGGAUGAGGUAUGUAAAGUGUUAAGAAGUCAAAUAUUUUAACAGAUGUUUUAUAAAGAUUAAAUAUCUCAAAACAUAUUUCUCUGAUCCCUGUUUAAGUCAGUUACGCAUGCUAAUAAUAUAGAAAAUUAUUUUCUUGAUCAUUUAAAAAUUGAGCAAUUAAAAUGACUCGGGAUCAACACAGAACAGGAAGAUCUGCACCAUUGUUCAUAUCUGGUACACACCGUACACACCAGAUAAUGCAAUUCACGGCCUGAAUAUUAAAAUCUGUAUGAUAUGCUAAAUACAUUCUAUUUGUCCAGGAAGGAUAUCUGCCCGAGUCGUAUCUUGCUGUACUCGGUUUCUAUAAUAAACCAUAACAACAUCAAUAACGGUUUCAUUGUGGUGAUGGUGCUUCUCGGUGUUUUUUUUAUCCUUUCGCAAUUGGUCUGCAAAAAAAUAUUGCAUUAUGGGUGGAUUGGUCGAGUGGUUAGAAACCCGACCUGCCACGCUGGCGGCUGGGGUUUGAUCUCCGAAGUCGUCAUACGCAGGGAAUAUUCAGAGAAAGUGUUUUUCUCCUACACACACAACUCCAACAACACAGGUGGAGUAUAAAAUAGUCUGGCGUGGAUGUUGCGGUAUUUGUGCUGUAGCAUUCAAUUGAGAUGAUAACGUUGGAAGCAUGGUCCAACUACAAACAGAACAUAAUAAAUCUCCAGCACACACGCAGGCAUACACACAAAGGGGAAUAUUAGCCAGAUGGCAUAGGACCAGUAGUUCGCGCCUGCGAUUUCCUCAAAAUUGUAUUGAUUAAUGUAUAUGCUUAUUGUAU
Messenger RNA from Mizuhopecten yessoensis (Yesso scallop), 4536 nucleotides. RefSeq lists its product as uncharacterized. Bases 55 to 1299 code for a protein of 414 amino acids. The record is from RefSeq and is a predicted model, not a curated record. Lineage: Eukaryota; Metazoa; Mollusca; Bivalvia; Pectinida; Pectinidae. Gene Ontology annotation, molecular function: scavenger receptor activity. The transcript has 8 exons.